Molecule: messenger RNA, 2816 nt
Organism: Ipomoea triloba (trilobed morning glory)
Lineage: Eukaryota; Viridiplantae; Streptophyta; Magnoliopsida; Solanales; Convolvulaceae
Product: pre-rRNA-processing protein TSR1 homolog
Exons: 22
Coding region: 94-2469 (791 amino acids)
Biological process (GO): ribosome biogenesis; maturation of SSU-rRNA from tricistronic rRNA transcript (SSU-rRNA, 5.8S rRNA, LSU-rRNA); endonucleolytic cleavage of tricistronic rRNA transcript (SSU-rRNA, 5.8S rRNA, LSU-rRNA)
Cellular component (GO): preribosome, small subunit precursor; nucleus
Molecular function (GO): GTP binding; U3 snoRNA binding; GTPase activity
Source: RefSeq, a predicted model, not a curated record
UUGGUGGUUAUAAACCCUACCGCCACAGGCCGACAAGGGUUUACCAUCUAAUUGCCUAUAGGCAGCGGCGGCGACGACAAGACGCCGGUAAUAAUGGGCGGCCGAGCUCAAGUGAACAAGGCGCACAAGACUCGCUUCUCUUCCAAGUCAUCUCGCAACGUUCACAAAGUCCCUUCCCAAGACAAAGGCAAAUGGGCCAGGCCGGAACGCAAUGUCCUCAAGGGAGCUCGGGCGACUCGGCUGCAGCGCAAUAAGAUGAUAAGGGAGCAAAAGAAGGCAGCUCUUUUGAAGGAGAAAAGAGCCUCGUCUGGAUCAGAUGCUCCUCCUCGUGUCAUUGUUCUAUUUGGUCUUUCUGCAUCUCUGGACCUUUGCUCCCUUGAACAAGAUAUUCUGACAUUAUUAUCUGCUGAAGGCACUUCUUCCGGGUUUCCAGCAGUUGCUUCUUCAGAAUUUAAGCUAAGAGCAACUGUCUUGAAAGCACCUCAUGGUGAUCUGUUGGCAUGUAUGGAAAUGGCCAAGGUUGCUGAUUUGAUAGCUUUUGUAGCAUCUGCAAUCUCUACAAGUCAAGAAGAUUAUAUUGAUUCAUUUGGAUAUCAUUGCCUCUCUGUCUUUAGAGCUAUUGGUCUUCCAAGUACUGCAGUGCUCAUUCGUGAUUUACCUAGUGAGUUGAAAAGAAAACAAGAUUUGAAGAAGGCGUGCAUUUCUAGCCUUGCUUCUGAAUUUCCAGAGGGUUGUAAAUUUUAUCCAGCAGGUACAAAGGAUGAGUUGCAUAAGUUCAUGUGGCUCUUUAAAGAGCAAAGACUAACAGCCCCCCAUUGGCGUAACCAGCGACCUUAUGUCAUGGCUCAAAAGGUUGAUUUGGUAGCUGAUGAUUCUGCUUCUGGGAAAUGCACAGUCUUGCUCACUGGUUAUGUUCGCGCUCGUGGUCUCUCUAUCAAUCAGUUGGUUCACAUUUCAGGUGUUGGAGAUUUUCAAUUAUCGAAGAUUGAACUGCUUAAGGAUCCAUGUUCCCUGAAUGCAAGAAAAGGAGAUGACUUGAUGGAGUCAGAUGAAAUAGACAAUGCACAAGUGAUCAGUUGCCUGACUCCUGACCCUCUGAAGCAAGAGCAUUUACUUAUUGAAAAUGUACCUGAUCCAUUGGCUGGAGAGCAGACAUGGCCAACAGAGGAGGAAAUGGCUGAAGCCGAAAGAAAUCACAAGGAAAAGAAGUUGAAAAAUAAGAUGCUUCCUCGAGGAACUUCUGAUUACCAGGCUGCUUGGAUUGUCGAUGACUCUGAUGUUGACAAUUCAGAGAGUGAAGAGAAUGAAGAUGGAGAUGAUGGUAUGGUACUUGAUAAUGGUGAAGAUGUUAUUCCCAGACAAGGACAUGGGGAUUGCUUUGCUCUUGAUGAGGAUCAGGGUUCCCUCUCACUGCACUCCGAUGAAGAAACAGAUACAGAUUCUGUGAUGAUGGAGAGUGAGAAGUUGACUAAGGAGCAAAUUGAGGAUGAGAUUAAGAAAAUUAAAGAAUCCCAUGCAGAAGACGAAGAGUACCCUGAUGAAGUGGAUACUCCAUUGGAUGUUCCUGCUAGGAAACGCUUCGCCAAAUACAGAGGCCUGAAGUCUUUCAGAACUUCUUCGUGGGAUCCCAAAGAAUCUCUACCUCCAGAGUAUGCUAGAAUAUUUGCAUUUGAUAAUUUCACUAGGACACAAAAGCUUGUACUGGCUAAGGCUCAAGAUUUGGAACAAAAUAAUGUUUCAGAAUGUGUACCAGCAGGCUCAUAUGCAAGGCUACAUAUCCGUGAUGUGCCUAUUGGUGCUGCAAACAAGCUAUGUAUGCUAGUUAAGACCAUGCCUGUAAUCUCAUGUGGUCUCUUGCAACAUGAGUCCAAAGUUUCUGUCCUUCAUUUCAGCAUAAAAAAGCAUGAGUCAUACAGUGCCCCUAUCAAAGCAAAAGACGAAAUGUUGUUUCAUGUUGGGUUUCGCCAGUUUGUGGCAAGGCCGAUAUUUUCUUCAGAUAAUAUCAACUCUGACAAACACAAAAUGGAGAGGUUUCUUCAUGCUGGGCGCUUUUCAAUUGCUUCAAUCUAUGCUCCAAUUUCAUUUCCCCCACUUCCAUUGAUUGCUCUCAAGACUGAUGGAGAAUCUACUUCAUUGGCUGUUGCCGCUGUUGGUUCCUUGAGAAGUAUUGACCCUGAUAGAAUUAUUCUGAAGAAAAUUAUUUUGACGGGUUACCCUCAAAGAGUGUCAAAAAUGAAAGCCUCUGUAAGAUACAUGUUUCACAAUCCGGAGGAUGUGAGAUGGUUCAAGCCUGUUGAGGUUUGGACAAAGUGUGGUCGCCGUGGUCGUAUUAGGGAACCUCUUGGCACACAUGGGGCAAUGAAGUGCGUUUUCAAUGGAGUCCUCCAGCAGCACGACACUGUAUGCAUGAGUUUAUUCAAACGUGCGUACCCCCGCUGGCCGAACCAGUGGUACCCAAUUGGCGCUUAGCUUUUUAAGCGGUUCCAUUUGUAGGGGCUAUCUGGGAUCGGGGAGGGUUGGCAUUCUUGUUUCUUUAUGCUAAUGGGAAUGAAGCUCUGGUUCAGAAUAGGCUAUUCAUUGUGUCCGAUGGCAAGAAGCUACAUGUGCAACCAAGUUCCAAAUGCCGCGUUUUUGCUAGAUAUGUGUAUAGCCAAAAAUUUUGCAUAUGCUUCUAUUAAUCUACGAAUUCUACAAGUAUUAUUGGGGUAAAAGGCUCAUUGGAUACAUUUUUCUCUUUUUUGGGUGUAUCUUAUUGAAUUUGCUGUCCCUGUGUUCACCAUUUAUGAUGAAAUUUGGAACUGGUCUUUUCCUAGUGA